Molecule: messenger RNA, 649 nt
Organism: Myotis davidii
Lineage: Eukaryota; Metazoa; Chordata; Mammalia; Chiroptera; Vespertilionidae
Gene: ANKRD13C
Product: ankyrin repeat domain 13C
Exons: 8
Coding region: 164-640 (158 amino acids)
Cellular component (GO): cytoplasm
Molecular function (GO): protein binding
Source: RefSeq, a predicted model, not a curated record
CCACCCCGUGGCGGUGGCCGCCGACGGAGGCGUCUCCCCCGCACACUACCCGGUGCACGAGUGCGUCUUCAAGGGGGACGUGAGGCGGCUGUCCUCGCUCAUCCGCACGCACAAUAUCGGGCAGAAAGAUAAUCACGGAAACACUCCUUUACAUCUUGCUGUGAUGUUAGGAAAUAAAGAAUGUGCCCAUUUACUUUUGGCUCACAAUGCUCCAGUAAAAGUGAAAAAUGCUCAGGGAUGGAGCCCACUGGCGGAAGCCAUCAGCUAUGGAGAUAGACAGAUGAUUACUGCUCUUUUAAGGAAGCUUAAACAGCAAUCCAGGGAAAGUGUUGAAGAAAAACGACCUCGAUUAUUAAAAGCCCUGAAAGAGCUAGGUGACUUUUAUCUAGAACUUCACUGGGAUUUUCAAAGCUGGGUGCCUUUACUUUCCCGAAUUCUGCCUUCCGAUGCAUGUAAAAUAUACAAACAAGGUAUCAAUAUCAGGCUUGACACUACUCUCAUAGACUUUACUGACAUGAAGUGCCAACGAGGGGAUUUAAGCUUCAUUUUCAAUGGGGAUGCAGCACCCUCUGAAUCUUUUGUAGUAUUAGACAAUGAACAAAAAGUUUAUCAGCGAAUACACCAUGAGACGAUAGAUUGAGAAUUGGAC